AUGGCCUGCCCCGAUGUCCGCCAGACUCUCAUUCAACAACUUAAGGGCCAGGAUCUUCAUAUUCUUGAUCUUGGUCUACUCUUCAAACAAUGGCCAAAAGACGUGAGCCCUUGUCUAGAAGGCCUCCGAACUCUAACUGCAGAGCGGAUUGCAAGCUUCACUGAGUUGACCAGGAGCCGCAAAUUGAUGUCGAAAAUCGAUGUGGGACUAUUCAUAUCAACUUGGUACUCAAAAGUCAAUCUGGAGCGUGGAGACAUCUUGUCCUGCGUAGUUCUUUGGCUAUUCACAUGGGAUGACUAUAGUGAUGACUACCAUGAAGUUCCAGGGAAUGAGAUCAUCGCUUUCUUCAAGGUGAUUGGCGAUGCAGUAUGCGAGGCUUAUGAGCACAGCAAGUCUCAGUCCAAGCCUCCAUCAGCCCGUGUCUUCCAUACCAAAAAGUCGGUAUCUCUGGCUAACUUGAGCAUCGAUCAGACCAUCGACAGAUUCUUUUCGAUGAAAUUGGUUGCUUCAUAG
Molecule: messenger RNA, 513 nt
Organism: Colletotrichum godetiae
Lineage: Eukaryota; Fungi; Ascomycota; Sordariomycetes; Glomerellales; Glomerellaceae
Exons: 4
Coding region: 1-513 (170 amino acids)
Source: RefSeq, a predicted model, not a curated record